UAAAUUGUUGCAAAUUUUACAUAUUCUCAUUCUCAUAUUACAAAACUAACUUGUGAAAAUAAAAUGUGUAAGCCUAAUAUUAUCGAAAUUGAUAUAGUAUCAAAAACAUUUUCGUGAGCCCAAUGAAUACAAAUUCUUGUAAUGAUUUGGCGGCGUAAAGUUAAAGUUGUACGUUUUGUCGUCUAUUGUUAAGACGUAAACUCUAAAAUGCUAUUCUUAUAAAUUUAACUUUUGUUAAUAAAAACGAAUAGAGAUGUUUGUGUUCUAUCGGUAAUAUAUAAUCGUUGUUCACAAUGCCGUAGUGGAAACCAGCAAUCAUUUUAUUUUUUUGUAAUCAGUGUUAACUUUUUAACUACACUAUUUUUAUCACACCUUUAGAAUGAAUUAGUCAGAAAUAUGUUUGUGUCACAAGACAAGAAUGUUAAGAAAAAAUUUCAAAAGCCAAAUAUUCUACGGAGAAAGACAAAGCCCUUGUCGCGGCCGCAAGCAACUUCAGAAAGUUUUGAAUCUCCAGAUGGUAAAUCUCUAGUCAGCCCCUCUUCAGUAGACAAAUCAUUUAAUUCACACGAAGGUCAGAAUAGAGUAGCAAAACAAAUAGUAAUUAAACAUAGGGAGAAGCCAAAUCAACUAAUUAACAAGUCAACACAGAAAUUGAUCUCAGCUUCGUUAAUUUCGGAGGACAAAUCCUCGAAUGCAGUGGUAAAAAAAGAAAACGCCAAUGACAUUACAUUUACUAUCAUAACAACACAGGAGAAUAAUAAUGAAGGCAAUUUAGUCCAGACUGGUGUCAAUGUGGAUUCAUUCUUAGUAGGAGGAGCAACAAAACAGAAUGGCAUUAGAUUUGGGAAUACUGAAUUACAAAUUGAAUCAGUUGAUAAGUAUGAUAAUACUAAAUGGUGUUUGGAUCUUGUACAAAAUUCACCAACGGAAAUAAAAGAACAUUAUGAUGGAUCUCAAAAGAACAACUUAUUUAUAGAACAAAAAUUAGAUGUAACACCUACAAUGGUACCUUUGUCUGUAGUUUCUUCUGUCCAGAGAAAUAAUAUAAUAACUCUUCAAGGUGAAGUGGUACCAAUCAUGACUAAUGUACUUAAUAGUACAUUUGAUCUCAAUAAAACUAAAGCCAAGUUUAAGUGUGAAGUUGCUGAUUGUGAUAAGGAAUUCUCGAAUAAGCAAAAGUUGAAAAAGCACCAAAAUAGUCAUAAAAUUGGCAGUACAAGGCCACCGAGACAGACCAAUGUUGAAUGUCCAAUCAAGAUUAUCCGAUCAGGUGUGGAGGAGCCUUGUGGACAAAUGUUCACAUCCAGAGAAGAUGUGUUAAAACAUCUUAACGAGAACCACACAUUGGAACAAGCAAACUAUAUCUGUUCGGAGUGCGGGCGGCGUUUCUUCUGGGCGUGCGCGCUGCGGGCGCACCGGCAGGCGCACGGGCGCGCGCGGCGCGGCGCGCUGGUAUGCGCGUGGCCCGGCUGCGGCCGCGUCUUCCGCCAGCCCUGCCGUCUGCGCGAGCACACGCGCGCGCACACCGGCGACAAACCGUACCCCUGCAAAUUUCCGAAUUGCGGAUGGUCGUUCCGCACGGCGAGCAAAUUGGUGCGGCACGCGCGUCGGCACACGGGCGAGCGGCGGCAUGCGUGCUCGGCGUGCGGGCGCGCCUUCCUGCGCCGCGAGCACCUGCGCGAGCACCACGCCCGUCACCAGCCGCCCCUCGCACGACACCCGCACGCCUGCACGCACCACGGAUGCCAACAAAGUUUCAACAACAUGAGCUCCCUGUACACGCACAUGAAGAAAGUUCAUAAAAAGGAAGAAACUAACUCUUCAAAUACUACCGCAGAAUCCGUGCUCCUAGAAAUGCCACCUGAGAACAUCUUUACAGUAAAUAUGUUAAAGAAUGAACCAGUAUACGAAAGUGUUACAAAUAUAGAAGUUAGUGGGGAUCUUAAUUUUGAAGAAGUAACAGGCUCGGAGGAGGGGUUAACAAAGAUGGAAGUUGUAACGGAGGGUAUGGAGAGUGCGGGGGAGGAGAUCCUGGGGGAGGAGAGCUUGGUGGCUGGAGAAGGGGAAGGGGAGGGUCAGUCUGCGCGCACGCACUGCACAUGGCCGCUGCAGCCGCGCCCUCCUUGCGGCUACCACUGUGAGGAUGCUUAUGUCCUGGACGAAGAUGUACAGGUGGAGCAUUCGGAGAGCGCGGAGAGUAACAUCUACACAAUACGCAGUGACUUGUUCCUGCACGGCAACGCACUCACCAACGAGGAUAGCCAGGGAGGAAUGGGCGUAGGCGUGGGUGUGGGCGUGGGCGAGGGCGUGGGCGCUGGGGGCGGCGGCGCGCUGGGCGACGACCUCGGCCUGCUGGACUCUCACCCCACCAUUGAUCUCAUGCAGGAAGAGUUGCUGUACACAGACGCCGUGGACGAGUCAUCUUUCCGAGUGUUUUUACUCAGCGAGGAGCUUACAUAAUAACCAACCUUACGACAAAUGCUCAAAGCGAAUUGUUAUUUUUUUAUUGUUAUCUCUUAAUUCUAAGUAAUAAUAAGUUCUUGAUAAAUAUAUUUAACACAAAAUGUAUACAUUAAGUGUUCUACAAUGAUCGAUGCGUGAAUGUAAGCUAAUAUCAAAAAUUUAUAGAAACGCUUAGAGAAAUUGUAUUUUCUCCCAAAACAAAAAAUUCUAUUGAUAAUCACUAUACUAUUUUUUUGUAGAAAUGUUAAAUUCAAUGUAUAAAUAUCCAAAGACGUAGUAACACCAUUUUUUAAUGGUUACAUUAUUAUGUGGUUUCCAUGUUUAGUCGUUCGUAACUACGAUAUAAUAUUGUAGGGAAGAGUUUAGCACAAAUUUACAAGGUACAUGACUUGUGCAUAAAUAAAAUUUAUCAAACUUCGAACUUUUGGUGCAAUACCUAAAUUUUUAGAUUUUCUUGAUGUUUUAGGAACUCAUUUUUAGGUCUUCGGAAACGUAAAUUAUAAAAUUGUUAAAGUUUUUCAUUUAGAAAAUUAAGUUGUAUACUAAAUUGUCUUCCAACGUCAAACUAAAUUUCUAAAGUGUUUAGCAAAAUUAUUAUUUUUUUUUGUCUAUUUAUUCAUUUAUUUUGACAUUAGUAAUCUAUCAUGUGUUCUUGUCAUAUUAUAAAAGGCUUUGGAAUCGUUGGAUAUAGUUCCACAAGGGUCCUACGGCAGUCGGAAUUUAUGUGAACUGUCAUCUUGACAGCGUUUCGACCAAUGAGGGAGCGGCAGCUGCACGGUUUAAUGUUGCCAUGUUCAUCGUUUUAAAGUGCCAAAUAAGUGUAACUUGAAAUGAAACACGUACGUUUAUUUGCCAUGUGACUAUUAUUAUGGCAGAUCGAAAUAUACCUUUUUUUUUUGAAUAAUUCAAAAGCUGUAAAUCAUCAAUUUUGUGGAUGUCUCAAUUUAAAUAAGUAUACUACGGGAAUAAGUCACAAUUGCUCACAAUUGUCCAAUUUCUGAAGAAGUAAGGAAAGUUUUGCUUACUGGUAACAUUUAAAACUUGUAGGCGCCCCUCUGUCAUGUUAAAAACUGCCAUAAGAUCCAUAUCGGACUAUAUUUUUUUGACUUUGGAUUGUAUUAUUUAUUAUAAGUCUGAAAUGUGUAAUAGAAUUUGUAUUCGUGCUUUUCUGUAUACAGUUAGUUGUUGUACUGCGUGUCCAGUUUAUAAUGUUUGUGAUAAUAAUGUAACGGUCGCUUGACGGUACACUAUAAAAUAACGGAAUUACUCUAUCCUAUUUUCUUAAGUAACCUUAUAGUUAAGAUAAAUUGUAAUGAAACAAAGAAAACUUUUUAGUAAAUAUGAACAUAAACUUUGUUCUAAACUAAAAUAUUAUUGGAUAAACUGAUCUCUAAAUACUUUCAUAUUUUGUCAAAUUUAUUGGUACUGUUUGAAUGUUUGUGAUACCGUCUUAUGUAUAGUAUGAAAUGUAUGGAGUAUGUAUGGAGUAGAUUUUAGUUUAGCAUAAAUAGUUUCUGUGUGUUUUUAUAUAAAAUAGUCAUCACAAAUAUUUUAGUAUUCGAUGUUAGCCGCGGGAAUAUUGAACGCAUUUCACAAAGAGUAAAUGAGAGAGAUGUAUACUCAAGAAACGCGUAAGACAGAGAAAGAACGUGUCAGCUGUCAACACUAUAUUGAGACUUUGACAUUAUCGAAAGUGGUUGCUUCGUUAAAUACUUAGUACUUGAGUUUAUUGAAAAGUCUAGACUAUUGAGUAACUUUUUGUUUGUUUGUCAGGGAUUAUAUGUCAAUAAUUAUAAUAUCUUUAAAAGAUAAAACGUGUACUUAAGUACGCACAUUAGAUGAUUCAAUGUUUAAUUCAAUUAAUGUGAACUAGUUCUUGUUUUUUGUAUAACUCUAGAUUAUGUAUUAGUAUAGUGAAUGUGACAUUUUGUAGUUGAUUGCUUAGUUUAAUGAUAUCCAGUUUGUACUUCAACUUGUUCAAAUUUUGAAAUAGAGGUUUUAAAUAUCGUAAUUUAUUAACGAUGUUUAAAAAAAAAGAUCCAUAGACAAUACAGAUCAUCUAUGAUCUCUAUAGAAAUAGUUGGAUAGGUCACUACUUGGAUAUUAAAACUUUUGCUUCGUUCCGAUUUGAAAGCGCCAGUUGUAGUUACUGUCGACUAAUUUUAUCUCUACCAACAUGACCGGUACCAUCUGCUACUGUCAGUACUAACAUGGAGAAAAUCGAAUUGGCACAAAAUACCAUUGUUUAUAGCCUGUCCUGAGGUCAGUGAUCCCUAACUAUAAACAUUUGCAAUAUAACAGUUUUAGUGAACGGGGAAAGUGAAGGCCAAUAGUUUGUAGGUUAUUUAGAUUUGAUGCCGUUCGAAGUAAGCGUUAUGUUAAUUCAGAAGUAAUGUAUCUGGAUACAGGGCCCAGGCACCGCCUGUAAAAGACUAACAUUUUACGAUCUAGAUUAUAAGUAUAUUGUAUAUAAAAUAUAUUUUUGGAUAUACAACUCUUAUGAUAAGAUUAGCCUUAUUUUUUUAGACUGUUGUCCAAAAUGGUAUGUUUUGUUAAAAAUUAUUAUUGAAUGUUGGCACUGCUUAUUUGCAUCUUUAUCGUAAACUGAUUUUGACAGCGAAAGGAUUUUGACUGUUUGUUUUUUUGUAAUUAUUUUGGAAGUUUGUUUGGAAACAUUGAAAUAUGUAACCGAUUUUUUUAAUAUUUUUUUUUACCUAACUAUGCUAAAUGCUUCUGAUAUUUAUAUUAGUAAAUUUAUAACAACUAGUUAUGUUUAACUUUGCAAAUAAACAGUGCUGACGUCAUAUCAAAAUUAUAUUAAAACAUAAGCUUUAUUUAAGUUGUUUCUAUACUAAUGUUUUGUUUAUAUAAUUUGGUAUAUAAGGUCAGGUCCGCACAGUACACACGCGCUAAGUCACUUAACUUUAAUUAAUCACAUAUCAUAUUUAGUUUUGUUAUUAAUUUGUAUUGUACUUGGUUGCUUUGUGUUUAAUUGCAGAUUUCGCUAUAUAGAAAUAAAUGUUUUAGAUA
This is a messenger RNA of Papilio xuthus (Asian swallowtail), 5493 nucleotides long. Its product is annotated as probable lysine-specific demethylase ELF6. The transcript is spliced from 12 exons. NCBI's taxonomy places the organism in Eukaryota, Metazoa, Arthropoda, Insecta, Lepidoptera, Papilionidae. Gene Ontology annotation, cellular component: nucleus. The coding region runs from base 397 to 2460 and encodes 687 amino acids. Gene Ontology annotation, biological process: regulation of transcription by RNA polymerase II. The record is from RefSeq and is a predicted model, not a curated record.